Molecule: messenger RNA, 2628 nt
Organism: Salvia splendens (bonfire salvia)
Lineage: Eukaryota; Viridiplantae; Streptophyta; Magnoliopsida; Lamiales; Lamiaceae
Product: cellulose synthase-like protein E6
Exons: 7
Coding region: 312-2525 (737 amino acids)
Biological process (GO): cellulose biosynthetic process
Cellular component (GO): membrane
Molecular function (GO): cellulose synthase (UDP-forming) activity
Source: RefSeq, a predicted model, not a curated record
GCACAUCUUAAACUAGUGAGAAGAGUCAAUACACAAUUACAACUUUCAAAAAAUAUCAUACAAAUACAAAAAAUAUCACGACAAAAACCUACACUUGAGUGUGAUAAAGACGAAACUCAUCACACUUCUUUCAUAAAACGACAUCACUGACUUGACUAUUUUGAAAAUACAUUUGUGAUAAAGUAGCAAACUUACAGCUCCCAUUCAUACUUUCCAAGCACAAUUACGAGAGAGAGAGAGAGAGGGAGGGAUCAGGGAAGGGAUAUGAAGAAAAACGAUUACAAUCCACUGUUUGAGAGCAAGGCAGCCAAAUGGCGCGGUGUUUACUGGUUUUACGCGAUUUCUAUGGCUGUCUCGAUAGCAUUGAUAUGCAUCUACAGAGUGAUGCACUUCCCACAACAACAUGGACUGACAAGAUGGACAUGGAUUGGCAUUUCCAUGGCAGAGCUCUGGUUCAUCAUCUACUGGAUCAUCACUCAAUUUCCUCGAUAUCGAGCUGUCUCCCGUUACACCUUCAAAGACAGGCUCUCCUCCAGGUACAUAGCAAAACCAACCCAAAACCGCAGAUAUCAGCAACUGACAGAAAAGCUUUUUCAUGCAGAUAUGAGGACGGCCUUCCAGGCGUGGACAUAUUUGUAAGCACAGCCGACCCUCAACUGGAGCCCCCCCUAAUGGUGGCUGACACUGUGCUUUCGCUGAUGGCCUAUGAUUACCCUCCCGAGAACCUCAGCGUGUAUCUUUCUGAUGACGGAUGCUCUGACUUGAUGUUCUACGCUCUUUAUGAAGCUUCAAAGUUUUCCAGAGUAUGGCUGCCAUUUUGUAGGAGUUUCAAAGUCGAGCUUCGGUCGCCUAAUGCUUACUUCUCUGCUGUUAAAGAAGUGCCUAGUGAUGACCCUUCUUUAGCCAAAGAAUGGAGGGAGGUCAAGAACUUGUAUAACGAAAUGGAGGCGGGAAUAACUGACAUCAUGAAGCUGGGGAGAGUUCCUGAUCAUUUGAGGAAGCACCACAAAGGACUUCGUGAAUGGGAAUCGGGCACAAGCAGAAGCAACCACCAAACAAUUCUUCAAGUGCUAAUUGACGGGAGAGGCAACAAGGACGUGGACAUAGAAGGGAAACCAUUGCCAAUGCUCGUAUAUUUGGCACGUGAGAAGAGACCUGGGUACCCACAUAACUUCAAAGCAGGAGCCAUGAAUGCCUUAAUAAGGGUGUCAUCUAGGAUAAGCAACGGCCCAAUCAUUCUCAAUCUAGAUUGCGAUCACUACUCAAACAACCCUCAAUCUGUGAGAGAUGCAUUAUGCUUCUUCAUGGAUGAACAACAGGGCCAUAACAUUGGCUACGUGCAGUAUCCUCAGAAAUUCGAUAACAUCACAAAAAAUGAUCUUUAUGGAAGCUCUUUGAAAGUGCCCCAUGACCUGGAGCUUACAGCCUUGGAUGCACAUGGAGGACCACUAUACAUUGGAAGUUGCUGUUUCCACAGAAGAGACGCUCUCACCGGGAAGAAAUAUGAGAAGGGGUCUCACAUCAACUGGAAACAAGUGGAUGAGAUACAUGAACCAGAAAGAGAAAAUUUUCUAGAGGAAACUGCCAAGUUUGCAAAUUGUAGCUAUGAAGAGAACUCACCCUGGGGCAAGGAGAUGGGGUUGAAGUAUGGAUGUCCUGUUGAAGAUGUGGUUACUGGAUUAUCAAUACAGUGCAACGGAUGGAGAUCCGUCUACUUUAACCCAGGGAGGAUAGGCUUCUUGGGAGUAGCUCCUGUGACGCUGUUAAGUGCAUUAAUUCAGCAAACUCGAUGGUCUGAAGGCCACUUUCAGAUAUUCCUGUCAAAAUACUGCCCUUUAGUAUAUGGCCAUGGAAAGAUCCCAAUACAACUUCAACUAUCAUAUCUCUGCUACAACCUGUGGGGAGCAAACUGUUUGGCUACGUUAUACUAUGUAACUGUACCGACCUUUUGCCUUCUGAAGGGAAUCAAUUUGUUUCCACAGUUUUCAAGCAACUGGAUUCUACCAUAUACAUAUGUUCUCGUAGCAAAAUACACUUACAGUCUGGGAGAGUUUCUCAGCUGUGGAGGCACACUAAAGGGAUGGUAUAAUGAUCAGAGAAUGUGGCUGUACAAGAGAGUUACCAGUUAUCUUUUUGGAUUCUGUCAAACAAUCAUGAGGUACUUAGGCUUCGUAAAGUUGGAUUUUACAAUCACUGGGAAGAAUGUGGACGAUGAUGUUUCUAAAAGAUUUGAGCAAGAGAUAAUGGAAUUCGGUGCAGCUUCAUCAAUGUUCAUCAUUUUAGCAACAAUUGCGCUGUUCAAUCUCCUUACAUCAAUCUCUAUCACCAGAAGCAUCAUUAUCAAGAAGCCAGCCGCAGAUCUGGAUUCUUGUGCAUUACAGAUACUUUUGAAUGGGGUAGUGAUAAUAAUCAACUUACCCUUGUUUGAAGCCCUCUUCCUUCGGAAUGAUCAGGGUUGUAUCCCCUCUUCUGUCACAUGCCAGUCAAUUGUUUUAGCUGUGUUAGCUUAUAUGUUAGGAUAUUGAGAUUAUAAACUUCAAACAUGUGAAGAAACGGGCAAAACAUCAAGUCAUUGCAUAUUUGCAUGUACUUGCUGACAUUUAUGCAAUACAUUCAUGUUUCGAGAAA